ACCGCACAUUUGUCACUCUGUGACGUUAGAACAGUUCCCGUUUUUUGCAGUUGGCGAAGGAAGGGUGCGACGAAUCGUAUGGCGAAAAACAUGCUGUGUGUGUACAGUUUCGGGAAUAGUUUUACCGUUUAAUUAUGCUCAGCAGCUUGAUUGCAUUGUUGUGAUAGUGCGCGUACGACAAUUAUUGUUAAAUGUACCCGAUUAGCCAGACAUAACUGUGCAAUUGUCGAUGACCUUAAGUAAAAAUCCAUUGAAAAGCGAGUGAACUCCUAACUACAAUCAAAAUGGCGCAUCAAAUGCCCCCUUCAGUGAACUGUUCUUUGGACGAUAUUGACCUUACCGCAUUGAAGGAUCCUGCUGGCAUUUUUGAGCUGAUCGAAGUGGUGGGCAAUGGAACCUAUGGCCAAGUGUACAAGGGCCGCCAUACCAAAACUGGCCAGCUGGCCGCCAUCAAAGUCAUGGACGUUACCGAAGACGAGGAGGAAGAAAUCAAAUUGGAGAUCAAUGUGCUGAAGAAGUUUUCGAAUCAUCGGAAUAUUGCCACGUAUUACGGGGCUUUCAUUAAAAAGUCUCCGCCAGGCAAAGAUGACCAGCUGUGGCUGGUGAUGGAAUACUGCGGCGCAGGUUCAGUUACAGACCUAGUGAAGUCAACCAAAGGACAGUCAUUGAAAGAAGAAUGGAUUGCGUACAUUUGCAGAGAGAUUCUGAGGGGGUUGUCAUAUCUUCACUCCAACAAAGUCAUCCACAGGGACAUUAAAGGACAAAACGUCCUGCUGACUGAUAAUGCCGAAGUCAAACUAGUUGAUUUCGGCGUGUCUGCUCAACUCGACCGAACGAUCGGCCGAAGAAACACUUUCAUCGGCACCCCGUACUGGAUGGCGCCCGAAGUGAUCGCUUGCGAUGAAAACCCGGAGGCCACUUACGAUAAUCGAAGCGAUUUGUGGUCGCUGGGAAUCACUGCUUUGGAAAUGGCCGAAUCGCAGCCGCCCUUGUGCGAGCUGCAUCCAAUGAGGGCUCUGUUCUUAAUCCCGCGCAAUCCGCCGCCGAGGUUAAAGAGCAAGAAAUGGAACAAGAAGUUUCAUGGGUUUAUCGAAACCGUUCUGGUCAAGGACUAUCACGAACGUCCCUAUACAGAGCAGCUUCUAAAACACGCAUUUAUCAAGGACCAGCCGACUGAGCGGCAAGUUAGAAUACAGCUCAAAGACCACAUAGAUCGUUGCAAGAAGCGAAAGCAGGAAAAGGAGCGGGACGAUUACAGAUACUCCGGGUCAGAGAACGAGGAGGAAGAGCCUCAGAUCGCUGGCGAACCCAGUAGCAUAAUUCAGGCACCUGGUGGUGACACUUUGCGCAGAAAUUUCCAGCAGAUUCAGGAAGGACGCACCCUGGUUGAGCCCCCACCGAGAAGCGGCAAGAACAAGGAACGCGAGGAAAUUCCUGAGCCUGGUCCACCUGCCAGACCGCCCAUCCCUCAACGGAUUAUUGUGGUUCCUGAUCCUGCUGCUCCACCUAGAAGUGUUUGUUAUAGACCGCUGCCGCCACCUCCCGAUAAUAACUUUGCGGCGUCCAGACCGCAACCGCAGCAACCUCAAAGAAACUCCCAAUCGCAGCACAUGUUUAAACCAAUGGCUCCUGCACGUAAACCCGAGGAGCUGGAUUCGCUUGCAGCCAAUCUGAAGGAGCUGGGAAUGCAGCAGCCUGUGGCCAAUAAUGGGGCUGCACAGCCUGAAGCCCCGCCUCGUAACAAUAGAAACAAUUCGCGCUCACAGGCGUCGAAUAAUAACAAUAACGUAUCACCACCGAGUGCCUCAAAUUCUUCCAACGAUCGGCCAAUCGAGGCGCUAGUCGAUAGUGAAAGCGAUUCGGAGCCCGAAGAUGGAGGAAGAGGGGCCAGAAACGAUGGAACUUUGUUGGCCAGCGAUCCUCCUAAGCCUCUUCCCGAGUUUUCUUAUAGGGCCGGCCUUCCGGGGGUGCCGGAAGGUACCGCCAGCGUCUCGAGUCCAGGGGCUACUAGUGGCUCGGGAUCGGGCACAGGGGGGGCUCCUAAUCGCCCCCUACCGCCCACGCCCGACGAUGACGAAUCUCAAGGCGAUCGCACGCUGGUUCUUCGCAAGCAGUCCGCAGCAAAUCUAGCGAAGAGAAGUGAUGAUUUUGACGAAGCGACCCUCCUUAAAGACUGGGACUUUGACAAAUUUUUUCCGAUUAAUAAAAGCGGCGAAAAGCAAAACGAAAAGCCGAGUACUGGCGUGAAAGAGGACCCGGCCAAGAAACAGGGCCAUCGAAGAAACGACAGCGAUUCGAAAGUGAAUCCCUUCUUCAGAGGUUUUCGCCGGGAAAACUCGGACUUUUUCCCGCUCAGCUCGCGCCACAGUGCAAUUUAUAUCGAUCAGAAAGCGCGAUCCAGUGGAAUUUUCAAUAACAGACGUGGGUCGGAGACGGGCGUUCAGGGCAAACGAUCCUCUGGUGAACCCGUUUUGAUGGACUGGAAGAGGACUGAUACACCUCCAUCGUCGACACCAAAGAAAACUGACAUCAGCAGUUUCAUUCGUCCAAGACGUGAGAAAACCGAGUCGGACAUUGUGCUGAGACACUCGGAGGUUCGCCGAAGUAUCCGAGAAACGCUCGAGGCUCGACAAAAAGAGGUCGACUUGCAAUUUGCCAAAGAGGCGGCGAGCAUGCGGCGAAGAAACUCGAAGCCGAUCGAAAUACAUUCGCUAAACGUAUCGAACAUAUCGGGCGGCUCUCAGUCGAUCGACGGGGAUGAAUUCUCUUUUAUCCAGAACGGACGCAGCAGCGACCAUUCUAGGCAAAGUAGUGUUUUGCCAGAUCUACUCAGUCAGGCCAGUGGCAGUCCAGGCACACCUUCAUCCAGGGACAAAUCGCAAAGCGAAGAGUAUCGUCCCGAACACUCGAGCCCCUUUUUGCACGCUAAUGCUUUGGCAUUGCAACAGAAGCAGCGCUCGUUUUUGGCUUUUGGCUUUGGGGCCAGCUCGCAGCCAUCCCGAAGGGAAUCUCAUGUGAACGUUAAUGUGACGCCCACAUCGCACGACAUUUCUUCAGACACGCCCGAGAUCAGAAAAUACAAGAAGCGAUUCAAUAGCGAAAUUCUUUGCGCCGCGCUUUGGGGUGUUAAUUUACUGAUCGGCACUGAGCAUGGACUGAUGCUGCUGGACAGAAGCGGACAGGGGAAGGUUUACCAGCUGAUUUCCAGGCGCCGGUUUCAACAGAUGGAGGUGCUGGAAGGGCAAAACAUACUCGUGACGAUAUCGGGAAAGAAGAACCGAGUUCGCGUUUACUACCUCAGUUGGCUGAAGAGCAAAAUAUUGCGGACCGAUGGUGUCAGUGAUCAAGUCGAGCGGCGCAACGGAUGGAUCAAUGUCGGCGACCUGCAAGGAGCUGUGCAUUUUAAAAUAGUCAAAUACGAGAGGAUAAAGUUCUUAGUCAUAGCGCUUAGAGAUAGCAUAGAAAUCUACGCGUGGGCCCCGAAACCCUACCAUAAGUUUAUGGCUUUCAAGUCUUUCUGUGAUCUAACCUUCCGGCCGCUUUUAGUCGACCUUACCGUUGAAGAGGGCACAAGGUUAAAAGUGAUUUACGGCAGUUCCGAUGGAUUCCAUGCUGUUGACCUCGACUCGGCCAGUGUGUACGACAUUUAUUUGCCAAAACAUGCACAGAACGGCAUCACUCCCCAUUGCAUAGUUACUUUGCCCAACAGCAAUGGAAUGCAGCUGUUACUGUGCUAUGACAAUGAAGGUGUAUAUGUAAAUACUUAUGGGAGAGUCUCGAAAAAUAUGCUGCUACAGUGGGGAGAAAUGCCGACAUCAGUGGCUUACAUCGGCACUGGGCAAAUAAUGGGCUGGGGCAACAAGGCGAUAGAAAUCCGCUCGGUUGAAUCGGGCCACUUGGACGGUGUCUUCAUGCACAAAAAGGCGCAACGGCUCAAAUUCCUGUGCGAGCGCAACGACAAGGUGUUCUUCUCAAGCGCGAAGAGCGGUUCCUCAUGUCAGAUCUACUUUAUGACGUUAAAUAAGCCGGGCAUGGCGAACUGGUAACGCGCAACCAGUGAUAAUCUCGACACAAUUAGUGAUUACGAACUGCCGCUAGAGCAUAGAACAAUUACCGUAUCGUGUGAUGAUGUAGGUGAUAAAUCGGCACUUCAGGACGGCGUGCCCGCAAAUCAGUCUUAGUCGAAUGUAACCGACGUGUAUGUUGAUGUGAGUUUCUAAUUGCUGGGCUCAAAAAUCGACUGAUUGCCACACGCGUCCAUUUCUAGGUGUUGUCUUAGUUUUCGACGUUUUUUCGCUGAGGGUUAGGAUAAGAGUAUUGGUGCUAACUAAAUUUUUGCGUUUUUACAUUCGGAAUCAUGCAUGACUUGUUCUUUACGUAAAAUCACCUUCAAUCGUCAGGAAUAACUUUCGACUGGCCGCGAACAAUGUCUAUAAGAAAUUGCAAAUUUUCACUACAGUGAGACAAAAUGAAAGUACAAAAGCUCCACUUCCGUGAUUUAUCCCCCUUUAGGGCAACAUUGGCAGUUCUUAGGUCAAUUUGUACGAUCCAAAAUUACGAUAAGAAUCAAACAAAUCAAGUAACAAAUUCGAAUAUUUGCCGCAAGUAUUUUUAUUAGAUUGGGACACUGCAUUUAUUUACUGUGGUUAAGUUUGGUGCCAACCAGUAAUCUAGUGACAGACGAAUGCUCACUUUACUGUAGAUAGAUCCUGAAAUGAUUAGUAUAAUAAAUCUCAAUUUGAUUGUUCAAAUCGAUUGGGGGUAACUUUGUAUAUACACUUUUGCAUAAAAAUUUGUAUUGCAACUUAAUAUUCCUCUAGCAUUAAGCGAAUACUGUUGGGGAAAACAUUGAAGGAAGUCCGAUUGAGCACUACAAUUUUUUUCUCAAAUAGUCUCAAAACACUUUUUUAUCUUUAUUUUUAGACAUCAGUCAUAGGAUUUUAUACUAAACAUACAUUUUAGUGAAAUUUUAUAUUAUAUUAGUAAAGUAUACUUAUAUGUUUAUAUUUUGGUGCAAUUCAAGACUGUUUUACCGUUUUUUUGGCCAGGUGUCUAUAAUAUCCAUGAAUGUUUAUCAGUUAACACAACAAACGAAAUAGCAGCUACAACGUCUUGUUUACUCGCAUGUUGCCCGUAUAUUUUCUCUCUUUCUCUCUGUUAUUUCCAAAGAGAUGUUAUAAGUGUGAUUUUUUUAAAAUAUAGAACCUAACUAUUGUAUGGAUAUCAUUUUAUUAUUCAGAUAAUUAUAAAGUUAUAUUAUCAAUUUGA
Messenger RNA from Dendroctonus ponderosae (mountain pine beetle), 5268 nucleotides. RefSeq names its product serine/threonine-protein kinase mig-15 (gene msn). Gene Ontology annotation, biological process: protein phosphorylation. The coding region runs from base 285 to 4046 and encodes 1253 amino acids. The transcript is spliced from 21 exons. Lineage: Eukaryota; Metazoa; Arthropoda; Insecta; Coleoptera; Curculionidae. The record is from RefSeq and is a predicted model, not a curated record. Gene Ontology annotation, molecular function: protein kinase activity; ATP binding.